Messenger RNA from Linum trigynum, 4092 nucleotides. The record is from the annotation of a GenBank genome assembly. NCBI's taxonomy places the organism in Eukaryota, Viridiplantae, Streptophyta, Magnoliopsida, Malpighiales, Linaceae.
UUGUUGAAAGGAUCCUUUUAAAACUCAACCUCCAAAUAUUCUCAAUAAAUUAACAGAAAACAAUAAAUUGUAACUAUUUCAAUUUUCAUAUGUUAGGGACAUAUUGGCCUAUUGGUAUGGGCUUAGGCCCAACAUGGCUUCUCUUCUUUCUUGCGUACGGGUUUUGACUUGGUUUAGUGGCAUUUGAACUUUGAAGUAGCUAAUCUGCUUCAACAGAAUUGACGCUUCGUCACACCGGCCGGCGGCCGGCGGCCACCGCGUCACUUCUACAGAGACUAUAGGAGCGCUCCACGUUGCAUGGAGGCCGCCGCUGAGCGGGACCCACGUGGGGCGUUCGUUCCGGAAUUCCCGUUCCCCCGAAAUCUAAUGUCUCCCCCUCCCUUUUCCUUCUCCCGCCUUUAUCUCAACCAUUUUCCCCCUCCUCUUUUCCGCCACCAUUCGACCCCCUUCUUCCCCUUCUCGAUCAUCUGAAAAUUUUGGGGGACAAAUCGCUAAAAGAGAGAAAUCAUGGACGCCAAUUUCGUGCUGGUAAGGCAAAUCCCACCCGGGAUUCGACUUCUCCGAGCAGCCAGAGGCCGGGAUUGGACCCUGAAAACCUACCGGUACGCGAUCCUGCUGGUUACCUUCAUCGCAUACGCCUGCUACCACGCUUCCCGAAAACCUAGCAGCAUCGUCAAGAGCGUCCUCGACCCCGACCCUCUGAACCAACCGCUCUCAGGUAACGAUCCUUACCCUUGGCCGAUUGGGAAUGUGUUCAUCAAGGAGGAGGAAGGGCAAAAUUCGUCAAUUGAAGGUAGCAGUAGAGGUUGGGCGCCGUUCAACGGCAAGGACGGGACGUCGAAAUUGGGGGAAAUCGACGUGGCCUUCUUGUCCUGCUACUCGUUGGGGAUGUAUGUGGCGGGACAUUUGGGGGAUAAAUUGGAUUUGAGGCUCUUCUUGACCUCUGGCAUGGUGGGAAGCGGGAUAUUCGUCGCGCUGUUUGGGAUGGGUUACAUUUGGAAUGUUCAUGUGUUCUGGUUCUACCUGGCGAUGCAAAUGGUUGCCGGGCUGUUCCAGGCCACGGGCUGGCCGUCUGUUGUGGCGGUGAUAGGGAACUGGUUUGGGAAGAGGAAGAGAGGGUUGAUUAUGGGGAUCUGGAAUGCGCACACCUCCGUUGGGAACAUCAGCGGCUCGCUUCUUGCGGCUGCGGUGUUGAGCUGUGGAUGGGGGUGGUCCUUCAUUGUUCCUGGAGCUUUUAUUGUGCUUGGAGGGGUGCUGGUUUUCCUGUUCUUGGCUCCGUAUCCGGAGGAUAUAGGGUUUACUACUGCGCAGUUGAUGGCUACGGAUGAUAAUGGUCAGGAUGUGGAGGGUCAGAAUCGUGGUGAGGCGGCUGGGAAUGACGGAGGUGGCCCUGUUCCUGGACCGUGUGGAUCGGGACUCAGGACGAGCGUUGGCCUCGUAGAAGCUUGUUUGAUUCCGGGAGUUAUACCGUUUGCAUUGUGCUUGUUCUUCUCGAAGCUCGUGGCCUACACGUUCUUGUAUUGGUUGCCUUUCUACUUGAGCCAGACAGCAAUUGGUGGGCACUUCAUGUCCGUGAAGUCUGCCGGCAACCUCUCUACUCUGUUCGACGUAGGAGGCAUCGUGGGCGGUAUUCUUGCCGGUUACAUAUCAGACAGACUCAAAGCUCGAGCCAUCACAGCAGCCAGUUUUAUGUACAUGGCGAUCCCAGCCAUGCUCUUAUACCGCUGGUACGGGAGUGUCUCCCAGUCCCUGAACAUCAUACUGAUGAUGAUUGCUGGCUUGUUUGUGAACGGACCCUACGCACUGAUCACAACAGCAGUGUCUGCGGACCUUGGCACCCACAGCUCUCUCAGAGGUGAUUCUCGGGCACUUGCGACUGUCACUGCAAUAAUUGAUGGCACUGGAUCGAUCGGUGCAGCCCUUGGUCCGCUUCUCACCGGGUUUCUAUCGACGAGAGGAUGGAACUUGGUGUUUGUGAUGCUGAUGCUCUGUGCCCUUGUCGCUGGCCUUCUUUUGACGCGUCUAGUAAUUGCCGAGAUUGCUGAAAAGGCUGAUCGGCCAAUACCUGGUGGUAAGCAGGGACAUGAAGCUCCAGCAUCAGAGCCACUUCUAGGCAAUCUAAGGUGAAAUUUUUCCGGUAUAUAAGUUCGCAAUAUCUUCUCUACAAGAACAAAGAACAGACAUUAGACUCUCAAUUUUUUGGAUAGCUGAAACAUUGCAGCCUGUAAGAAGGAUUCAGAGGAGACAUGCAAAUGCAACAGCCAUAUAGUUUUGUAUAGUCUCAUUGCAAUAUAUUAUUUUUGUUUCCUGUGUGAAAUGUAGUGUACAAAUUGGACAACACAGAGUUAGUAGUAUGUAUAUAGGAAUCAUCAUGAGUGUUUUACUACGAGAUGACAAUUUUGAUCUGAUCUGACCCGAGGCACUGGAAGGAACUGGGUGUAUUGCCAACUCCGAGAGUAAGACUUCUGAGUUCUGACAGAGAUCAAUGUUCAAUACAAAUCAAAGUCAUAAAUUUUGUUGUUUUCUUUUUCGGAGUGAUGUGUAAUGCAAUUAUUUUGGAUGUACUUUUUUUUAGUAUUUUUACUUUCCCUUGAGAAUGGUUCACUAUUUGCAGGACAGUGAACCAGUCAUUAAACCAGUAAUAUGCUUCUACUUUUGAAUAUCAGAACAAAGCAAAUAUGUUCUUCAUGGUGCAUAUGCUCUUUUGUGGAAUUUUUUUUAUACAAAAAUUGAAUAUUGAUCGAGUUCAGUUGGGAUCCAAAAACACACCCAAAAAGGCAGCAACUAAGCUCGCAAGUUAGUCUCCCAAUACCACUUCAAACAAAAUACUACUCUGUUUUGUAAGCUUAUGAAAACAGGUUCGGAUGUUUAAACCCAGAUGUUUAAAUCAACCAUAGUUUUAGGAUUAAUCUGGCGCUGUUAAAGGGGAGAUGAGAGAUUAGUUUAAAUAGGGAUAUUGGAAUUUGGGAAUUGUUAGAUGUGAUUGGAUAUUGGUUUUCUUUUGAAACAUGAAACUUGUUUUGGGAUAUACUUUGGAAUUGGUUUGGUGUAGUGGGGAUGUUUUUAUAUAUAUUAUAAUUAGGUGUUCAUCGGCUUGAGCCCUUUGGACUCUCCACUAAGAUCCCCAUUAGCAUUGUUGGGAACACAACGAAAGGGCCUCGAGGGGGCCAAACUCAGGACCUCACAUGUCCAGAACGAGCGCCUAACGAGGGUUCACCAAUCGGGUUAUGUGACCUUUGGCGUAGUGGGGAGAGUUAGUCAAUAGAGUGAAAAUAUUAUAUUGACGAGAAAGGUAAAGUGCAAAUGGUUUACAAAGUCUUUUUUAACUUUAUUUUAUUGAUUAAAGUUAUUAGUGGCUUCUUUUAGAAAAGUGUGUGCAAUUUAAUUUGACAUAUUAAAUCACACUACACAUUUAACAUGUUAGCGCCGUGCAUUUUGGAAUUGAUUUUUUCUACUAAUAAUUAAUUGUUUAUUCUGAAUUAUUUUGUGAUUAAUUAAUUUUGAUAAUUAAUUAAUUGAUUAUCUUUUGUGAAACACAUAAGGAAACUAUCAUUUUUUCACAAUUUAAGUACCGCCUAAUUUCUUCCUGACGUUAAUAUUUUUCUUCCAAGUUUUCUUAUCAAAUUCACAAAUACAAAAAUAUGCGAGAUUGUUAUUUCCAUACUUAAAUUGAAGGGACCCCUAGGGUAAUUUAAUCGAUUCCUACAAAAAAUUUAGAGUCGACACAAAUUACAUUUUAAAAAGAGUAAUUCACGCUUUCAAGUCUGUUUCUUUUCAUCCAAGUUACUAACAGGAAAGCAGGCGACAGUGAGCAAAAAAUUGGACAAGAGAACUUGUAUUUGUGUGUUGUGGGUUAGUUUGGUUUGCAACAUGCUCAUCAUGGGUUGUACAUAUAAAUAUAAUCAUAAUAAUUGUUUUUGUAAUAAUUAUAGUCGAUGUUUCUAUAGCUGUAGGACUACAAUUCGAACACAAUUAACACUUUAGACAAAUCCCACAUCGACAAAGUACGGGAGAGAUCCAUGGUUUAUAAGUAAGAAACCGACCUUAACUGACAAGACGCGUUUUGGGGUGAAAUGAAGGAGUUCUUGUGAG